AUGCUCGUUUGGCCGCUUCGUGUUCAGACAGGGGGAAAUCUCGGAAUAGCUCCGCCGACCUGUGAAGCCGAGCAGCUAGAGAGCUGGGGAAGGCUGCGCAGGCUGGCCGAGUGGCACGAGGUGAUGUUGUAUGACGAGAAGACCAGAGCAGCAGUUCAGAAGAUCCCGCUUCUAAGUGUCAAAGCUGGACCCCGUGAUGAACAGUGGGCUGAGCGCUUGAAAGAAGAGCUCAUGGCAUUGAUUAGAUAUGUACAGAACAACAAGGAGAAUGACAGCGACUGGUUCCAGAUCCUCUCCAAUGAGGAUGGAACGAAAUGGACCGGCACCUGCUGGUAUGUGCACAACUUGCUAAAAUACGAGUUCAAGCUUCAGUUUGAGAUCCCCGCGGGCUAUCCAGCUGUGCCCAUCGAAUUGGAACUGCCAGAGCUGGACGGGAAGACACCGAAGAUGUACCGUGGUGGGAAGAUUUGUUUGGACAUUCACUUCGCUCCACUUUGGAGGACAAAUGUGCCGAAGUUCGGCAUAGCACAUGCCCUUUCUCUUGCUUUGGGGCCAUGGUUGGCGGCUGAGAUCCCCUACUUGAUCGAAGCCGGCGUUGUCAGCCACAAAACCGGGUCUGCCGAGUCUGAGAGACGCGCAGCCGCGACACAAUACUGGCUAGCUAUGGACAAUGCCUCUCAUGACUGGGAAGCCUGGGCGCAUCGAUACGGGGCCUGGCCUCAUCAGCUGGAAGCCUUCAGAAAAGCCCUCAGCCAGAACUCGAUCCUGAACAUGCCGACUGGCAGUGGGAAGACUCUGGUUGCGUGCAUGCUACUGGACGCGCUGGGUGUUCCGAGCGUCUUUGUGGUGAACUCACGUGCGCUCGUGGCGCAGCAGACGGAGUAUCUCCGCCGGCACAGCUUGCAAAACUUCUCUGUGGCCAGCACUCCCCAAGCCGAGGUCUUCGUCGCAACCGGCGAGGUGAUUCGGAUCGCUCUCGAGACAGGGCAGAUUGUUGCCCAACAGCUUCGCUGCGUAAUCUUCGAUGAGGCACACCACGCAGUAGGUCGCCACCCCUACGCCGAAGUUCUGAGACGGCUGCGAGAGGGCUGCUGCCCGGCACGGAUAUUGGGACUCACCGCCAGCUUCCUGCAUGGAAACGCGGAUCCGGAACGCCGGCUGGAGGUGCUGGAGGAGCGCUUCGGGGCCCAGGCUUUCUCGCCCCAGGUUCACCCGACCUUGUCGCACAGCGAGCGGCGCUUCACGGCAGUGCCCUGGUUCGAGGCAGCAGGAGAUGAAGCGGCCUCGGCGGCGGCCUACGCCGGCUAUGCGAGGCGCCUGGAUGUCCUCGUCGAGGACUUGGCCAAGGAGCUGGAGUUCAACUGGGAGCUUCAGAGCUCCCUUUCUCGAGAAAAGGGUCGGCUCCGUGGAGUCUUGGAGAGCCUGGGGCCCGCAGCCUACCAGCCCUUCGUGCAGGACAGCCUCGUCGAAGUGGUCCAGGCGAAGCUCUCCAGCAAGUUGCAGUUUGUAGAUGGAGACGCCGGAGACACCAUGGAGUGCUUGCAGAGGGCCCUCGUACUGCUGCCUCAGUGCCGGGAAGUCCUGGCCAGGGUGAACACAGUGAGUGAUGAGGUGAGCGGGAAGUUUGAGGCACUGCGCCAGCUUCUGAGGCGUCUCCUGUCGGGUUCGACUUCCGACAAGAUCUUAGUCUUUGUUGAGCGCGUGUCGGUGGCUGGGCCUAUGGCACGGCUUCUGGAAGCAUCUACUGGGGUCGAGAUCGCCCAUGUUUGUGGUGUUCAGGGCAUGGAGGAGGGUCUUCGACAGUGGAAUCUGCAGCGGUUCCGCACCACCUGCCGAGUCUUGGUAGCCACCACAUCUCUGGAGGAAGGUUUGGAUGUGCCAGACUGUCGCUAUGUGGUGCGUUAUGACUUCUUCAGCAGUGCCAAGAGCCACGUUCAGGGAGCCGGCCGUGCGCGACAUGGGGAAGCCGAGAUUUUCUACUUCGACAACGACCCAAAAAUGGAGGAAGACCGCCGGCGCCGCAUCGAAGAUGCCCUGAGCCGGGAAGCCCCCAUGGCCUGCUCCGAGCGGGAGCCGCAAAGGCCGGAGGCCCCGGCUUUUUCCGUUCUUCCAAGUGGCACUGAGGGCGAAGAGGAAGGCGCCGGGGAGGGCGGCGAGGGUAUCGGCCAUGCCUGGGGCGAGGAAAAGACUCUUUGGGAUUAUCGUCAGAACAAAUCCUUUAGGGGCAUGGCGUGUGCCUGCGGUGCACUUCUGCACAUCACCAGCCGAGCUUACGGGCGGGGUCGGAAGAAGAAGGAGCGCAGUUUCUCGGUGCAAGGCGCGGUGGUCUGCCCUCUUUCGCUAAGUCCCAUUCCCGAGCUGAGACAAAAUGGGAAGAGGGCGACUGGUGCAUGCUCUUGGCGCUUGGAGCUGUGA
Molecule: messenger RNA, 2415 nt
Organism: Symbiodinium necroappetens
Lineage: Eukaryota; Dinophyceae; Suessiales; Symbiodiniaceae
Source: the annotation of a GenBank genome assembly